UCUGACGGCGGCACGUCACCAUAGCAAAAUAAAUAUACAAAUUAUAAAUUAAAAUUGCUUGAGCCGAUGCAAUGGACAAGGAUAAAUUCACGCUGCAGUCCAUUCGGCAAGACCUCAUCGACAACAAUUUGCAAGCCAAGGCAAUUAUACAGGACAUAGUGAACAGUAGAACAACUAUUGCCGAGCUAGAGGAGCUGAAUGAAGCUGGACGGGCAAAGCUGUCGGCUAUUCGCAAGAACAUCGAGCGCUUGGAUGAUUGGGCACGGGACAUGGCCGACACUUCCUUGGCAAAGGAGGUGGACACACACAGGGACCAAUUCUCGAAAACCUUGCAGGCAUUCCGCAAAGCGAAUGUGGCGACUAUGCUGGAGAUCGAGAAAGCCAACCGAGAGGAGCUGAUGGCCAUCACUGGCGAGAGUGAGUUGCGACAACGCACCACAGCGAGAGCACGCCACAACCAGGGCAGUCUGGUGUCGCAGGAGAACGAUGUAACCGAGAAAAUGCUGGCCAUUUCGCGGCAUCUGUCGGAGACGACACAGAAGAGUGCCGUCACGCUAGAGACCCUGGUGGCGUCGUCCCAGAAUGUGGAGGCAACAAGUGACGAGCUGCAGCACACAGCCGGCAGCAUCAAAAUGUCCGGAAAGCUGUUGAAAAAGUACGGUAGACGCGAGUGCACUGACAAGAUGCUCGUAUUCUUUGCAUUUUGUUUGUUCCUUGUUUGUGUCUUUUACAUUGUACAGAAGCGUCUGUUUUAGGAUUACUAUUCGGUGUGUAGCUUAAGAAUAUCGCUUUGUCGUUUAGGAAAUAGUUCAUAUAAACAGCAGGACAGGCAGGGCAUGGCGCCACUAAAGCUAUGAACCCAAAUUGUAGGAACCUAGUUAAGCGCUAUUUGCUCUUACUUUAUUUAUCUUAGUACAAUUUGCAAUCGAAAAUGUAAAUUCCUUUUUAUAAA
Molecule: messenger RNA, 952 nt
Organism: Drosophila subobscura
Lineage: Eukaryota; Metazoa; Arthropoda; Insecta; Diptera; Drosophilidae
Gene: Sec20
Product: vesicle transport protein SEC20
Exons: 2
Coding region: 72-755 (227 amino acids)
Biological process (GO): retrograde vesicle-mediated transport, Golgi to endoplasmic reticulum
Cellular component (GO): endoplasmic reticulum; SNARE complex
Molecular function (GO): SNAP receptor activity
Source: RefSeq, a predicted model, not a curated record